This is a messenger RNA of Ruditapes philippinarum (Manila clam), 940 nucleotides long. RefSeq names its product protein shisa-5-like. The record is from RefSeq and is a predicted model, not a curated record. NCBI's taxonomy places the organism in Eukaryota, Metazoa, Mollusca, Bivalvia, Venerida, Veneridae. The coding region runs from base 102 to 629 and encodes 175 amino acids. The transcript is spliced from 3 exons.
ACUGUGUCGAAUUGUGCUUACAGAACAGUAUUUCCUACACCCCCUACCUCUUUCAUAUAAAUUAUCUUUAAAAAAAAGAUUUGAACACAAGAAGGUGACCCAUGAUGGAUACAAUGUUUACUUAUUUGAUUAUUUUAGGAUUUAAUUUUAUAGCAUACACGAGCGGUAAAGAAUACUGCUAUCACACCGACGACGGAUAUGAAUAUUGUGAUGACUGCUGUGGUAGUUGGCCGCGGGAAUACUGUUGUGAAGACACCUCGGGAUAUGUAGUGGGCGUGGCUAUUGGCGUCACCCUCGGUGUCCUCUUUCUCAUAGGCGUUAUCAUAGCGGUGAUUUGCAUUUGUGUGAAACAAAAAGGACAAUCCGGUCGAGUAAUCCAGCCAAGCUACACGGGACAACCUGUAGUCACGACAACAGCAGUAUACCACGUGCCAUUCGGUCAACAACAAGGCGCGAUUCAGCCACAUGCAGCAGGCGGGGCUCCUCCACCAGUAUACCCGCCCCCUCCGCCUCAAUAUCAACCGACCAGUCAAAAUCUUUAUGGGCAUCAAACAAGAAAUGCUCCUGAGGGUAUUCAAAGUCAACCGCCUACAAGUGGAGGGUUGCCGGGAAACCAUCAGGUGGUUUAGUCAGUGAUAAAUGAUAAUGAUUUCAAUUAUGGUAUGACUUUUUUAAAUCAAAAACAGAUGCAUUUACUGAUAAUAUUGACUAUAUUGUUUUUUGUUUUGUUUUUAUGAUUAUAAUCCCCCGCCAAAAAGUUGCAAAUUGCCCUUUGUUACUAUAUUAGGUUUAAAUGGCUAUAACUCAAAAUAUUUCCUGGCUAUAACUCAAAAUAUUUACAGCUUUAUACUUUCAGAUUAUUGAACUUUGAGUGCAGGGGAUUUUGACAGUCUGUGAUUAUCUAAACUGAAUGUUAAUAAACUAUAAAGGAAUCUUUGAA